CAGCAGGGGACAGCUAGCAAUCAGAAUUGUACAGCAACGAGUUGGCGCACAUAACAGCGCAACCCAUAGCGGCGGAAAAGAGUCUGGGAGGGCAGUCACUUCGUUGACAAUCGACGAAAAAACCUACUGAGCUGUUGCAAACGGAUUACAUACAAAAACCAAUGAAAUAUCAUUGAAGUAAGAGAAAAACAAACUACAAGCAGUCGGGGAUGAGUGAAAUGUUACUAAAAACAUUUGUCAUUUGACAAAGAGGAACAUCCAGAGGGGGGUGAAACUGCGCCGGAAAAAAUAAAGGAAAAGUGACUUUUUUGGGGUGAAAUUGAGUGUGUGAAAAUAAUCGAAAAAGACCAAGGAGUUGAAAGGCAAAGCGUGUGUAUUGAAAAUAAAGGAUAAAAGCGAGGGAGUGGGGAGAAUAAAUCGUGCUGGGGGGGUCAGAGGGAUUGGUGACGUGUUCCCUGGGGGGUGGGAAAAAAUAAGGUCGCAAGGAUGACGGGUGUUGAGGAGGGUAAAGGGAGUGGUGGUGAGGGCACCGACGUUAGCGCCACCGAUAAGCUUGGACAACAGAACGGCGCACCGGAAAAAGCACCCGUUGUUGCCGGAACCAAUAUGGAAACAUUACCAAGACCCGGCAAACAGAGCGAUCCAAGUACAGCUUUCCUCCGGGCUGCACGAGCUGGACAACUGGAGAAAGUCUUGGAAUUCUUAGAGUCUGGAGUUGACAUCAAUGCUUCAAACGCUAAUGGCUUGAAUGCUCUCCACUUGGCAGCCAAGGACGGCCACUUGGAGAUUGUGAGGGAACUCUUGACGCGCGGUGCAACUGUCGACGCAGCCACCAAGAAAGGAAACACCGCUUUGCACAUUGCUUCUCUCGCCGGACAAGAGGAAGUUGUGCAACUGCUUGUUCAGAAAGGUGCCUCUGUCAAUGCUCAAUCACAGAAUGGUUUCACCCCAUUGUACAUGGCAGCCCAGGAAAAUCAUGAUUCCGUCGUUAAAUUUCUUCUCAGUAAAGGAGCGAAUCAAACACUCGCCACUGAGGAUGGUUUUACUCCGCUUGCUGUUGCCAUGCAGCAGGGUCAUGAUAAGGUUGUCGCUGUCCUCCUGGAAAGUGACACGAGAGGAAAAGUUCGAUUGCCCGCACUUCACAUUGCCGCUAAGAAAGACGACUGCAAAGCUGCUGCAUUACUACUUCAAAAUGACCAUAAUCCAGACGUGACAUCAAAGAGUGGCUUUACACCCCUUCACAUCGCUGCUCACUACGGAAAUGAUCGAAUUGCCUCAUUACUGUACGAAAAAGGGGCGGACGUUAAUUUUGCAGCUAAGCACAAUAUAACUCCAAUGCACGUAGCAGCCAAAUGGGGAAAAAUAAAGAUGGUGAAUUUAUUGAUGAGCAAAGGUGCCAACAUCUCGGCUAAAACACGAGACGGUCUAACGCCUCUUCACUGUGCAGCUCGAGCUGGCCAUCACGAGGUUGUUGAUAUUCUGAUUGAAAAGGGCGCUCCAAUUGGCUCGAAAACGAAGAAUGGUUUGGCACCACUGCAUAUGGCGUCUCAGGGUGACCAUGUAGAUGCUGCUAGAAUUUUACUCUACCAUCGAGCCCCUGUCGACGAAGUAACUGUAGAUUAUCUAACUGCUCUUCACGUUGCGGCUCACUGUGGCCACGUACGUGUUGCAAAAUUGCUUCUCGACCGCAAUGCAGAUCCUAAUGCCAGAGCAUUGAACGGCUUCACUCCACUCCACAUCGCGUGCAAAAAGAAUCGCAUUAAAGUGGUGGAAUUGCUGCUUAAGCACAAAGCUAGUAUCGAAGCAACGACUGAGUCCGGCCUUACGCCUCUUCAUGUCGCUAGUUUUAUGGGCUGUAUGAAUAUUGUUAUAUAUUUAUUGCAAAACGAAGCUAGUCCCGAUAUACCAACGGUCAGGGGAGAGACACCACUCCAUCUUGCCGCAAGAGCUAAUCAAACGGAUAUCAUCAGAAUAUUGCUGAGGAAUGGAGCGCAAGUUGAUGCUAGAGCUAGAGAAGAGCAAACGCCACUUCAUGUUGCUUCACGCCUGGGCAAUGUCGAUAUUGUCAUGCUCUUGCUCCAACACGGUGCCGACGUUGAUGCCACAACAAAAGACUUGUACACACCACUCCACAUCGCAGCCAAGGAAGGCCAAGAGGAAGUGGCAUCUGUAUUACUGGAGAACGGCGCCUCCCUCACAGCAACAACAAAGAAGGGCUUCACACCCCUCCAUUUGGCUGCUAAAUACGGUAACAUGAACGUAGCUAGGCUUUUACUUCAGAAGAAUGCACCAGUUGAUGCCCAAGGUAAAAAUGGUGUGACACCACUUCACGUUGCAUCACAUUACGAUCAUCAGAAUGUUGCACUUCUACUGUUGGAUAAGGGUGCAUCGCCCCAUGCAAUGGCUAAAAAUGGUCACACUCCUCUUCACAUUGCUGCUCGAAAAAAUCAGAUGGAUAUUGCAACUACCCUUCUGGAAUAUGGGGCAAAGGCAAACGCCGAGUCAAAGGCUGGCUUUACGCCUCUUCAUCUCAGCGCUCAGGAGGGUCACACUGACAUGUCAACUUUGCUGAUUGAACAUAAAGCUGAUACUAACCACAAAGCUAAGAAUGGACUUACGCCGCUUCAUUUAUGCGCACAAGAAGAUAAAACCAAUGUUGCUACGAUUCUCGUUAAAAAUGGAGCUCAGAUUGACGCGAAGACCAAGGCGGGCUAUACACCACUGCACGUGGCUUGCCACUUUGGUCAAGCAGCGAUGGUGCGUUUCUUAUUGAGAAAUGGAGCUGCGGUUGACAGUGGUACUGGGGCCGGAUAUACACCACUUCACCAAGCCGCACAACAGGGCCACACAUUGAUCAUUAAUCUGCUACUUGAGAGUAAAGCCCAACCCAAUGCAAUCACAAACAAUGGCCAAACAGCAUUGGCAAUCGCGCAAAAGCUGGGCUACAUUAGUGUGGUUGAAACCCUCAAAGUCGUCACAGAAACUGUUAUCACGACAACGCAUACAAUUACGAUUGAGGAAAAGUACAAAGUUCAAGCACCGGAAUCCAUGCAGGAGACAUUUAUGAGUGACAGUGAGGAUGAAGGCGGUGGUGAUGAAAUUGGAAUGGCGGCCAUGAAUGUGUAUGGACAACCGCCACACGCGCAACACGUGUAUCUCCCUUCCUACUACCAGGGCCAAAUGACCUACACCCGCGAAGAUCCAAUGCUCAGUGACCAGCAGCAGUAUCGUUACAUGACUGUUGAUGACAUGAAGUCAAUGGGUGACGAUUCAAUGAGGGUAAAUGUUACCGACGAUGAGAAGGACAAUCGACAUUCCGGAGGUGUUAGUGUUACCGAUAUGGUAACCAAAGAGACCUAUCAGCGUACUAAUGCAGCGAAUCUCAAACCUGACAACGUAGAUAUCCACAGACAUCCAGUACACGUUGGAAUUCCACAAUGGAGAAACUUCCUGGUUUCCUUUCUGGUGGAUGCACGUGGGGGUGCGAUGAGAGGCUGUCGACACAGUGGCGUACGUGUUAUUGUACCACCGAGAAAGGCAGCGAUGCCCAUGAGAGUUACGUGCAGAUAUUUGAAGAGGGAUAAACUUACAAAUCCACCACCUUUGAUGGAGGGCGAAGCGCUUGCUAGUAGAAUUCUUGAACUUGGUCCAGUUGGCGCCAAGUUUUUGGGGCCAGUGAUCAUUGAAGUUCCACAUUUUGCAUCACUUCGGGGUAAAGAACGAGAGAUUGUAAUUCUACGAUCAGAUAAUGGAGAGACCUGGCGUGAGCACACCCUGGAGGCUAGUGAAGAGGCUGUACAGGAUGUGCUAAAUGAGAGCUUUGAAGGAGAAGAAUUGAGCCAGCUAGAGGAUCUUCAGACUUCUCGAAUCGUUCGAAUUCUCACGGUAGAUUUCCCACACUACUUUGCAGUGGUAUCGAGAAUAAGACAAGAGGUGCACGCAGUUGGUCCUGAAGGUGGAACUGUUUCAUCUUCAGCAGUACCACAAGUUCAAGCAGUAUUCCCACCUGCUGCAUUGACGAAAAAAAUAAGAGUCGGUCUGCAGGCACAUCCAAUACCCGUCGAACUGGUAGCCAAACUUCUUGGUAAUCGUGUGGCAGUAUCACCAAUAGUAACUGUCGAGCCUCGACGAAGAAAGUUUCACAAACCAAUUACACUGACGAUACCUGUACCUCAAGCGGCUAACAAGGGCAUGAUAAAUCAGUACUCUGGCGAGACCCCAACAUUGAGGCUGCUUUGCAGUAUAACUGGGGGUCAGUCACGGGCGGUCUGGGAGGACGUAACAGGCUCAACACCUCUCCAAUUCGUCAAGGAUUGUGUUUCAUUCACAACAACUGUCUCAGCUAGAUUUUGGUUGAUGGACUGUAGAAAUGUCACCGAAGCAACCAGAAUGGCUACUGAACUUUAUACCCAUGCUACUCAUGUUCCUUUCAUGGCCAAGUUUGUAGUUUUUGCAAAACGUGUGGAUCCUCUAGAGGCACGUCUCCGUGUAUUCUGCAUGACAGAUGACAAGGAGGACAAAACAUUGGAACACCAAGAGCACUUCACAGAAGUGGCAAAAAGUCGAGAUGUAGAAGUUCUCGAGGGUAAAACUCAGUACAUGGAGUUUGCUGGUAACCUCGUGCCAGUUCUGAAGAGUGGCGAACAACUUCAAUUGCCCUUCCGGGCAUUCAAGGAGAAUCGUGUGCCAUUCACCGCUCGGGUUAAAGAUCCAGACGCAGCGGACAUGGUCGGUAGAAUAAUGUUCAUGAGUGAGCCCAAGGUAGCCAAGGGUGAGCCACCCCAAACUCCAAUUUGCACACUAAACAUUCUUCUUCCUGAGAAAAUUUCACCUGACGCGGCACACAGUGAACUUGACCUCCUCGAAUUAUCAAAGAACUACAGCUUCUUGAGGGACGGUGGUAUAACUAGACCCGACACAAUUCACCGAGCCACUAUUCGUCUCACCGAUAUCGCCAAUCUUCUCGAUCGUGAUUGGGAGAAACUCGCCGAAGAAAUCAAUAUAUCACCGAGUGAUGUGGAAUUAAUAAAGUUAGAGCAUCCAGACAAACCGGCUCUCCAGGCCGCUACUAUGUUCAAGAUAUGGCAGGCCAACGGAAAUAAAGCCACAGGGAAUACUCUUGAGAAGGCCCUCAAUAAAAUUGGACGUGAGGACAUUGUGAAAAAGUGUAUAUUCAACGUUGAACUGGUGACUGACGACGUUGAGAAGGCGGUAGCAAGGGUCAGACUUGAUCAGCCCGGUUUUGAUUCACUUAAAGAGGAGCUCGGUCCAUCCAGAGACUCCUCAUUAAGACGAGAUGGUACACUCGCCGAUCGUAAAACAGAUCUUGAUUACGAGGAGCCAGAUCGAAUGAGAGACUCUGAGUCUAUCGAGGAUCUCAGAGCUGUCGGUAACGUGCCGCACAAACAAACAAAACCGCAGCACAUUACAAUCAAUGGCACUACGGUCUUCAACGGUACCUCCACCCCAAUUAAAGACAAAUACGCUAGCGACGAAAAAGAACUUGUCGACGAAAUGGCUGAUUUUCUGGAGCAUAAGUGUCAUAAGACCGACACAAUGACUAAAAGAAUACGAGACGAAGCAGACGAUGACAAUAGAAAUCGACAAAAGAUAAUUGAGGAUGCGAACAGACUGGUUACUGGUGUUUUACAAGACGCUGAGAAAGAGAAGGAGAAAUUAGCAAAGGAGGGGUGGUCAGGGGUUUAUGAUGAUUCAAGUAAAGAGGCAGAAGGUGCUGUAGGACAGAUUGAGGGAAUCAUAGUUACAGAGAGUGUAGGUCGCGGGGAAGAGUCGAUUGAACCAUUAUUUAUUAAAAAAAAGAAAAUUGAGACACCACAUGGUACUACUAUUACCACAGUUACUACCACGACAAAAGGUGAUCCCAAGAGCGGAACAGUUAUAUCACAAACUAAAACUGUUAAAGAGACAAUUACACCUGGGCAAGUGCAUUUAUUCGAGACUAAACAGCCGGUGACUGUAUUACAGGACAAUUCAAAUAAAAAAGUUACCAUCACUAAAACCAUCAUAACGCUUGAUUCUGAUCAUAAGGAUGUAGAAAUUCCGAGACGAUCGGAUGAACCAAGCGCGCCGAUGGCUGCGUUUGACCCAAACGUUGAAGCCGAUCGCAUCAUGGAACCGGCCCAAGACAUCAUCAGGAUCCAGCCUGAUCCUGUGCUGAUGUCGACAAGAGACGGCAGUGCAAGUGAAAAGGAUAAAUUAUCGAAGGGAAGCAAAGACAUCGCUGAAAAGUCCAUGAAGAACAAACUGAACGAUAACGUGAAAGAUUUGAAAUCUGGAAAACCAAUCAAGGAAACAGAAGCUGGGGCUUACGAAGGCGUGUAUAAUGUGCAUUUAGAUGAUCCAAAGGUUGAAGAAGGAAAGAAGAAAGAGAAAGGCGGCAUUUUCUCCGGCAUAUUCAAGGGACCAAAAGCCAAGAAAGGAAAGAAGAGGGAUUCAAAGGAAGUGUCGUUUGACAGUGGUGAUGAAGAUAUUAAAGCCACUAAAGACUUCCUCGAAGACACAAGAAAAGUGGCUGACUUGAUGCGAGAUUCUCCACAAUUUGAGUAUCCCGCUUUCGAUCCAACUACUUAUAUUUGUAUUUGUCCUCAAAAACUUCCUGAAAAUGAACCAAAUAGAGAUCCUAUUUGGGCCACAGCUGAUUUCCUUUACGAUUCUAGACGAAGUGCUGAGGCAUUUGUACCGGAAAUGGAAGAGCUUGCGGACGAACAGGAAAUCAAACCUAUUGAUGGUGUCGCCAUCACUCCUGAAGCUGAAAAAACUCCAGAGAAGAAGGAGGAAACGAAAGAAGGACCAGUUGGCGUUGAUGAGCAUAAAGAGAAACAUGGUUUCUUCUCAGGUUUGUUCAAAGGUUCAAAGAAGCACGACAGUGAAGUGGAUUCUCCUGUUUUGAAAACCAAGAAGGAAGGUAAGAACAUCAUAGAAAAACAUGAGCAAGAAAUGGAAAAGUCUGCUGCUGAACUGAAAAGUAAUUUGCGCGAUGGAAAACACCAGGCAGAUAUAUCUGUGAAAAAAACUAUAGAUGAAGUCGACAGUGCUGUCACAACGACUAAAAAAUCUGUUCUGGAUGAUAUAAAGGAUUUUAAGAAAACUAUUUCUGAUGAUAAAAAACAGACCGAUGAUCGUUUGAAACGUUUAAGUACUGACUUGAAAUCACUCGACGAUAAAAUCAAGUCCGGCGAGGAUGAAAUAGUAAAAGAUACUAAACAUACUGCGGGAGUAUUGGAAAUGGAUAUAAAAGAAGCAAACAAUGAAGUCAAGGACAAAUCUGGUGGAUUCUUCGGUAUCUUUAAAAGUCCCAAGGCUAAGAGUCGACGUAGUCGAUCGAAAGAUAAGGAUACGUCUAAAGAUGUGUCCUUCGAUAGUGGAGACGAAGAACUUAGAUUGACUACAGCUGUAUUUUUAGAUGACACUAGGAAGGCAGCUGAUAAAGUUCUAUUAGAGAUGGAGAAAGAACCUGAGGUUAAAGACCAAAGUGAUGUAAAAAUCGAAAAAUUCAUCAUGACAGUUCCGGAGGAAUCAGAUUUACCAAAGGAUAAAUUAAGUGGUAGUUCAUACAAGAUAGCUGUACCGAAAAUCGAAACCACAACGGUUAUUACAACAUCGAGUUCAGAGCAAAAGCUUCCUUACGUUGAUAAGAAAAUUAAAACGGAACAAAGGAGAUCGGGUGAGUUCUCUGAUUCAGCCGAUGAAGGCAAAUCAAAGGGGACUAGUUUCUUCGAAAAAUUCAAAAGUCCGAAACUGAGAUCAAGAAAAAAGGAUCGAUCUCAGGAUCGAAGUACUUCAACAGAGCCAUCUUUUGACAGUGGCGAUGAAGAAUUGAGAAACACGACAUCGAAAUUCUUAGAAGAUACACGAAAAAUUGCUGAGGUAACUGGUAGUUACGUUGAGCCUCAAAAAUCCGUAAAGGAUGUCGUAGUCAGUGGAAAAUCUCCAUCUCCCGCGAAGGAGGUUUUGGAAACCAAACCGAUUCAUGACCAAGGACUGGAUAUGAAAUCGAAGGAUGACGAUGGAAGAGGGAAAGGUGGGUUGUUCGGAAUAUUCAAAAGUCCCAAGACUCACAUUCGGAAGAGGAGUAAAUCAAGGGAAAAGAGCUCCUCAACUGACGCUUCAUUCGAUAGUGGUGAUGAAGAUUUGAGAAUAGCUACUUCAAAACUCUUGGAUGACACUCGAAAGAUUGCAGAUAUUAUGGAGGAAAAUCCGUACCCAUCUGCCCCAGCCAUCCAAUCACCGGAAGAAGUUCCUGUAAAAGAAGAAGAUCCAGAAAAACUCAACGAAAAAAGUGGUUUCUUGUCUGGAAUUUUCAAGAGUGCGAAACACGCUGUUGAAGAAGUCACUGAAGAUGUUAAAGAAUUCUGGGAUGAAACAAAAGAAGAGACCGAAGUAGAGAAGGAACGAGCUGUUCAUGCACUUGAAGAAACGACAAAAGUUGCUGCAGGAGUCGGAGAUGAAAUAACUGCGAUUGAAGAAAGUACAAAACUGGUAAACGAUCAGAAAGUUGAAGAAAAUUUAGAUAAAACCAUUGACAACGGGCAAGAUGUAAAAAACGAAAUCGCAGAUGUGACCGAUAAAACGGAGAACAUAACGCAUCAGACUGUAAAAGGACCAAGGGGCUUGAAAGGUAAAGUUAGUAAAGAUGCAGAAAAAAUAAAGACUUCCACUGUGAAACCCUUGAAAAAAGAGAUUGACAUAAAGAAAGGUAGAAGUGUCGAUACGAAGAAAUCCGUGGAUUCCCCAACGGCUGCAAAACGUAAAACUGGAAAGGAACUUGAAAAGCCCAAAGAAAAAGGUCCAGGUCUUCUUUCCGGGAUUAUUAAAAGUGCUAAACACGCCGUGGGUGAGGUGUCUGAAGAUGUUAAAGAAUUCUGGGACGAGACUAAGGAUGAAGCUCAGAAAGAAGAACGAGCACAGAAAGAAGCGGAAACAGAUGUAAGAAAAGCUUCACCUGUCAAAGAUUCCGAUUCGUCAGCUGACGAGAUGAACAAAAAGGAGAAGUUGCCCGCUAAAGAGGGUACAGGAUCUAUAAAAGGACACAAAGGGAAAGUUAUGCAAACCACAACUACAACAAUCAAAACUACUAAAACAUCUCCACCGAAAAAUGGAAAAGCUAUUGAUCAAGCGAAAAAAACCACAGUACAAACUGUUAAAGAAGAAUCUAAAACUGUGAAAAGAAAAGUCAGCGAUGCUGAUAAAUCUGUUGCCGCUAAGACUAAGCUAGUUAAAGACUCCGCUUCCGAAAAAGCAAAGGUCGUAAAAAACGUCUCGGAGAUACCUAAAACUACAAAAGACACGGUUGGUGAUAAAACAAAGUCAGCAGAUCAAUCUUCUGCAGAAAAAGGAAAGCCUACUAAAGGAGGCGUUACAGAAACUCCAAAAUCUGAUAAAACAAAUGGUCAUGAAAAAAUCAAACCGCUGAGACAGUCACCGUCAAAAAUUGUGGGAGACAUCGAUCAUACUAAAAAAGGAAUUCCCAAACAAGUAAAAGGCGAAACAAAGUUAACCAAAAGUAAAGUCGAUGUUAGUUCUAAAGGUGCAGUAGUUGUAAAGGAUCCAGCACCGAAAAAGGACAAAGAAAUAAAGAAAGGAAAGGAAAAGAACUUCUUAACCGGCAUCAUUAGCGAUGUUGAAAGUAGUCCAGAUAACAUUGCUGAACAUGUUAAUCAAUUCUUGGAGGAGACAAGGAAGGAUGCUGAAGAACAAGAGAAACAGCUUCGACGAGAAUCUGAACACAUUGCUACAUCUACUGUAGAUACUACUGGCAAAAUGGUGCAGGAUAUCAAAGCAGUCAAGGAUGAUGCAUCUCGUGAAGUUACUGAUGAAAUUAAGGACAUGGUCGAUGUUAUACAUAAAACUAAGAAAGAAGCGAGCAGUAUUUCUGAUGGUGUCAAAAGCGAAAUUGAAAAAGAAAUCAAACCAAGUCAUGAUAGCAGUAAUGAUAUAACAACCACAGUUAUCGAUUCAUUCGAUAAUGCUGUAAAAGAUGGCAAAAAAGUGAAAGACAAAGGAAAAGGCUUUUUAUUUGGAAUAUUCAAAGGUAGCAAACAUAGUACCGAUGAAUCAACGGAUGAAACUCAAGAUGCAGUCGAUGAAAUAAGGAAAGAGGGUGAAAAAGGAGCAGUGACAAGUACAGCGACGGAUAUAAAGGAAAAAGAAGACCACGAUGUCAACAUAGUUAAAACUCAUAUUGAAAAAACAAGAAACUCCUUCGAUAAGGGAAUUGAAGAGGCUAAAAGACACAUCACUGAUAAAAUCUCAGGUGCGGCUGCAAUGAUUGAAGAUGAUCUUCAUACUACCGAGCGUCAAGCACAAAAAGAACUUGAACAAGGAAAGGAAAUAAUUGACGACGCUUUGAAAGAAACUUCCGAGAAAAUCGAUGAUAAUAUAUCAAAAACCCAUAUUAUUGGGACAACUCCUGAAACUGCUGGAACAACAUCUCACGUGAUUGAAGAUGCAGUAAAACAGACUGCAGAGAAAGUAACCGAGAGUAAAGAUACCACAUUGAAAAAAUUCAAUGAAAAUUUGAAAUUAGCAAAUGAAAAAAUUGCUACUACAACUGAGGAAAUUUCAGAUUCGCUAAAAGAUGGUAAAGAAAAAAUGGAAAAAGAAGCUAAAAAAACUAAAGAUAAAGGUAAAGGAUUCUUUACUAAUAUAUUCAAAGGCUCCAAACACGCAGUUGAUGAUACGACAAAUAGCACUCAAGAGUUCCUCGAAAAAACUAAGGCAGAAGUUGAAAAAGAAAAAGAACAGCUUCAGCACGAUGCAGAAAAAGCCACUGAUAAUAUAACGGAUGUAAAACGGGAACUGGUAAAGGAUUUUGAUGCUACUAAAGACGCUCUUGUAAAUCAAGGUAUAGCCGUUGAUGAUGCAAUUUCCACUACUACAAAGCUGAUAUCGAAAACAACUGGAGACACGACUAAAGAAGUUAUUGAUGACAUAUUAGAUACCAAGCAUACUGUCGGUGAAAAAAUGGAAACGAACGUAGAAGGGCUUACAAAAGACGUUAAGGAAGUAUUUCAAAGCGUAACCGAAACUUCAGAUGAAAGCAAGAUGAAAAUUGAGAAAGAAGAAGUAAAAGCAAAAGAAAAAGGAAAAGGCUUCUUCUCGGGUAUCUUUAAGGGAGCCAAACAUACAUCAGAUGAAAUCGUGGAAGAUGCAAAAGAUCUUGUUCAUAAAGGGAAAGUGGAGUUUGAAAAAGAUAAACAUGAAAUAUCGGAACGCGUUGCGGACACGACCAAAGCCAUGAGUGAUGUAGCAGACAAAGCUGAGAAAAAAGUAGUGGACACUGUAAUUGCAGGCUCUGAUGCUACUGAAGCUGUUGCACAAACCACAGAGAAGGCAGUUUCGAGAGUCACGCACCAAGCAGGAAAAGCCACUAAAGAUACAGUCCACAAAAUCAUUGAUGGUACAACCGAAGCAAAAGAUUCCAUCAGUUCAACAAUUAGCAAAGACACUGAGAAAAUCAAAGGUGAAGUUAAAAGCGUUGUUAAUGCUGCCGAGGAAAAUAAAGAAAAAAUUGAAAUAGAGGUGGGGAAAACUAAAGAUAAAACUAAGGGUUUCUUUACGGGAAUUUUCAAAGGAAGCAAGCAUGCCGUCGAAGAAGUUGUGCAAGAUACAAAAGAUUUAAUCGAUGAAACAGAAAAACAAAUAAAAGAGGAAGAUGUAAAAUUAUCAUUAAAAAUGGCAGAAUCGACAACUGCUGUUGUUGAUGCCACAAAAAGGGGUGAAGACAAGGUCGAUGAUCUGACAAUCAGGAGUAAGAAAGCACUCUCUGAUACGGCAAAACCAGCGGGCGAUGUUUUAACAGGUACUAUAGAAAAAACAUCCGAAAUGUCUAAAGACACCGUUGAAAAACUUUUCGAUAGUGUAGCAGACUCUAAGCCUAAAUCUACUGAAAAAGUAAAGAGGGAAACCAAAGACUUGAAAGAAGACGCACUAUCCUCUACCCGUGCUAUGGUAGAUAGCACAGAAGAAAGUAAGGAUAAGGUGGAAAAAGAAGCAGCGAAAGCUAAAGAAAAAACGAAAGGUUUUUUUUCUGGUAUCUUCAAAGGGACUAAACACGCAGCCGAUGAAGUUAUUAAAGAUACAAAAAAUUUCAUCCAUGAUGCUGGAAAGGAUGUACAACAUGACACACAGAAGUUAUCAAAGCAAGUUUCAGAGAUGAAAGUACAGACUACCGAUACUGCAAGAAAAACUGAAGAGAAAGUCAGUGAUGCUGCUGUUCUUGAUGAAAAAUCAGUUGCUAAUUCCAUUGAAACCGCCGGUGAUGUAAUAUCAAGGACCACAGAGGAAUUAUCCCAAAUAUCUGAAGAUACAAAGCAAAAAAUUUCUGAUGACGUCAUAAAAGCGGAAAUCGCCAUAACAGAAAAAGUCAAAAAAGAUUUAGAAACAUUAGAAGGUGGUGUAAGAGAUUCAGUUCAUACUGUUACAGAUAAUGCUGAAGAAAGCAAACAGAAAGCUGGAAAGGAGGCGGCAAAAGCUAAAACGAAGUCCAAAGGUUUCUUUUCUGGCAUCUUCAAAGGAGCGAAGCACGCUGCGGAUGACGUAGUCGACGAUAUGAAAGAAUUCAUCAAUGAGACUAAACAAGAUGCGAAAACAGAUGAAGAACAACUCUCAAAACAUAUGUCGGAUUCUGCAGAUAAUAUUAAAGAUGCAGCAGGAAAAGUGAAGGACAAGAUGAUCGUCACAGCUAGAGCUGGUGAAGAUGGUCUCGUUGAUAGCGCUAAAGUAGUGGGUGAUACAGUGUCAAAUACUGCGGAUAAAGCGAAAAAUCUAGUUGUAGAUACUGCCAUUGAUGGCAAAGAUUCUGUGAUUGAUGGCGCGAAAGCCGUAGGUAUAACAGUUUCAAGUACUGCAGAAAAAGUAAGAGAUGGGGUCGUAGAUACUGCUAUGGCCGGAAAAGAAUUUGUUGUUGAUGGGGCUAAAGUCAUAGCUGAAGCAACUUCAAGUACAGCAGACAACGCAAAAGACAAAAUCGUAGAUACUAUCGUUGCCGGCAAAGAUUCGCUUGUCGAUGGAACUAAAGUCGUAGGUGAAACCGUUUCAAGUGCUACACAAAAAGCAAAAGAUAAAGUUAUAGAUACGGCUAUUGCCGGGAAAGAUUCGGUUGUUGAUAGAGUUAAAGCCGUAGGUACAACAGUUUCAACUACUGCAGAAAAAACGAAAGAUGACGUCGUCGAUACUGUCAUUGCUGCCAGGAAAUCAGUCGUUGAUGGAACCAAAGCGGCAAGUGAUUCAGUUGCCAACUUCGCAGAAGAUACAAAGGAUAAAUUUGUGGACGCCGCUAUAACUGGAAAAGAGGUUACCAUUUCUGGAGCUAAACGAGUUGGUAAUGCACUCCUUAGUAGUGCAGAAGACACAUCUGAAAUAACGAAAGACAGCAUCGAGAGAGUUUCCGACUACAUGGUAGAGACAAAAGAUGCUGUGACUCAUAAGAUAGCCGAAAAUGCAGAAAGCGUGAAAGAUGAAAUGAAAGACCUUGUUCGUGCAGGUACUGACUCUUUUCAAGAAGGUGAAGAGAAAAUAGAGAAAGAGCUAACGAAAGGUAAAGAUAAAACUAAAGGCUUCUUAUCGGGAAUUUUCAAAAGCACGAAAAAUGCAUCUAAAGAAGUGGCUGAAAACGCUAAAAAAAAUGUUGAAAAAGCUGAGAAUAAGCUGAAAGAAGACAAAGAAAAACUCCCCGAAGAGGCUUUACAAACGAAAGAGAACAUUACUCAUGCUGCAGUGAAAGUUAAGCGUGACAUAAUGGAUUCUUCUCUUACGUCUAAAGAUGCUGCUGUUGAUAUUGUCAAAUCUACUGCCGACGCACUUUCGAGUACUUGCGAUCAAACGUUUAAAACCGUUGAAGAUACCGCUAAAAAAAUUUCUAACGACGUUACAGAAACGAGCGGGUCUGUAUUGAAGAAAGUGCACAAGGAUGGUAAAGACGUGACAAGUGAAUUGAAAGAUGCUGUUGCUAUGACUGCUGACAUCGCCGACGAAAGUAGAGACAAACUUGAGAUAGAAGCAUUAAAAACAAAGGAAAAAAGCAAGGGAUUUUUCUCCGAAAUUUUUAAAGGUGCGAAGCAAGCUGCUGAUGAAGCUGGUGAAGAUACGAAACAUUUCCUUGACCACACAAAGAAAGAAAUUGAAGAAGAUAGAGAAAAACUAUCGAAACAAAUGGCAGAUACAACAAAAACGGUGAGUGAUGCUGUAGACAAAACUCAAGAUAAAAUUAUGGACACGGCCGUAUCGAGCAAAGAUAUUGCAGUCGUAGUGGCCGAUACUGUUAGUGAUGUUCUUUCAAGCUCUGUGGAUCAUUCAUCGAAAACGACCAAAGACGCAAUAGAAAAAGUUGAAGAAGGUGUAGAAGAUGCAAAAGUAUCUGUCGGUGAAGCUAUUAAAAAAGAUACAAAAGAUUUGAAAGACACGAUUGUUGAAACUAUUGAAGAAAGUAACGAUAAGAUCGAGAAAGAAACACUUAAAACUAAAGAGAAAACUAAGGGAUUUUUCUCUGGAAUUUUUAAAGGAGCGAAGCAUAGCGCUCAUGAAGCUAUUGAAGGCACAAAAGAGUCUGUUGAGCAUACUCAAAAGGUGAUCGAACAAGAUAAGGAAAAAUUGUCGAAACAAGCUUCCGAUAUAAAAACUGGUUUAAUCGAUACUGCAAAGAAAGUCACAGGUGAACGAGAUAACAUUGCUGCUGCAGGAAAAGAAUUCAUUCACGAGACUGAAGAUAAAGCAAAGCAAAGCAAAGACGAACUAUCUAAGCAAAUUUCUGAUGCAAAGCUUAACAUCACUGAUACUGCUGAAAAUAUGAAGGAUAAAAUCGUAGACGCUGUUGGUGAGACUAAAAGAGCUAUUGACGAUUCAAGAAAAGCCACUGUUGAUGCAAUUUCAAGUACCACCAGACAAGCAACCGGAGUGACCAAUGAUAUAAUUGACCAAAUUGAGGCAGAUAUUGCAAAAACAAAAAAAUCUGUAACCGAUAAAGUAAAGGAAGAUACUGAGAAUUUGAAGCAUGCGGUAAAACAGGGUACUCAUACCGCUGAGGAUUCUGCUAAAGAUAUGAUGGAUAAUACACAGAAGGACGUAGUAAAAACUAAGGAUAAAAGCAAGGGUUUUUUCUCGGGUAUCUUUAAAGACGCUAAACACGCUACUGACGAAGUAGUUGACGAUGUAAAAGAAUUUAUUCGAGACACUAAGGAAGACGCGAAACAUGACGAAGAAAAAUUAUCGAAGCAUGUUUCUGAAAAAAUUACCAACGUUACUGAUGCGGCCGGAACUGUGAAGAAGAAAAUGGUCGAUGCAGCUGUUGCUGGUAAGGAUGGAACUGUUGAUGCAGCCAAUGCCACUGGUGCUGCUAUCUCAACCACUACCGAACAAGCAUCAAAGGCAGUCAAAGAUACAAUUAAAGAAGUGGCUGAUGACAUUGAAGAUACUAAAAAUAAAGCUGAAAAAGAAAUCAAGAAAGGAAAAGAUAAAUCCAAAGGCUUUUUCUCUGGAAUUUUCAAAGGAGCUAAACAUGCUGCGGAUGAAAUUGUUGAUGAUGUAAAAGAAUUCAUCCAUGAUACCGAAGAAGAAGCUAAACAUGAGGAGGAAAAAUUAUCGAAAAAAAUUUCGGCUACCAGUGAAAGCAUUCACGAUACCGCGAAAGAUGCGAAAGACAAACUAGCCGACACCGUUACUGCUAGCAAAGAUAUCGUUGCUGACACGGGUAAAGUCACAAGUGAUAAAGUUUCGAAUACUGCAGAAUUAGCAUCGAAAAAAAUGAAGGACACAACUAAAAAAAUUUCUGAGGGUGCUACAGUAGCAAAAGAUACUGUCGCUGAAACCAUGAAAAACGCCUCAGAAAGUUUCGAAGAGAAAACUAAAAACGCAGCUCAUGUCGUUGUUGAUUCUGCUGAGGCGGGUAAAGAUGCGAUUGAGAAAGAAAUGGUAAAAACAAAAGAAAAAAGCCAUGAAAUUAUCUCCGCAGUUUCUGCAGGAGCUCAAUGUGUGGCUGAGAAAAUCUCUAAAGACAGCAAGGAUUUGAUUCAUGAAGCUGAUGAAGGGGCGGAUGAGAAGAAACGGCAGAUAAAAGACAAAAUUUCGGCGAAUACAACAGCUAUGGUUGAUAUCGCAGUUAAAGCUAAAGAUCAUGUAGAUGAUACUGUUGCGGCAACGAAAAAUGAUGUACUUGAUGUCGCUAGAACCGCUGGUGAAGUACUUUCAAGUUCUGCAGAACAGGUAUCAGAAGCCACCAAAGGAACAAUUAAAAAAGUUGUCGAUGAUGCAGUCAAUGCGAAAGAAAUGGCAACCGAAAAAGUUGAGCAUGAUAUGAUGCAGUUGAAACAGGGAGUGAAGGAUAGCACUCACGCUGUUGUUGAAACCUCUGAAGAUACUAAGAGUAGAGCUAAAAAAGAGGUUGCGAAGGCUAAAGAUAAAACAAAGGGCUUUUUCUCUGGUAUAUUCAAAGGUGCGAAGCAUGCUGCUGAUGAAGUAGUUGACGAUGUAACUGAAUUCAUCCAUGAUACUGAAAAGGAUGCUGAAAAAGAACGAGAAAAAGUUGAAAAAAUCUCGGCUGAGGUAAUAAAGGACACAAAAGAAUCCAUAGAUAAAUCCACUACGCAAGUAUCAGAAGGUAUAGUAAAAAUUACUGACAAAUCAGAAAAAUUGAAAGAACAUGUACAUGAAAAGAUGGAAAAGCUCGAGGAGGAUGCAACUGGUGCAAUAAAGACUGCUGGUGAUACAUCUCGAGAUGCUGUACAUGAUGUAGUGCAUGUAUCACAAAAAGCAAGUGAAAAACUCGGUGCCGACUUAAGCCACGCCAAAGAUACGACGCAUCAAGAAAUGAGAGAUGGGGCUCGUAUUGCCAAAGAACAAAUAGAAGGAAUUACAGACCCAGCUGAUGCUGCUAAAGACCAAGCAAAGAAGAAAAUUGAAAAGUCGAAGGAAAAAACCAAAGGCUUCUUUUCAGGUAUAUUUAAAGGUGGAAAGCACUCUUCAGAAGAAGCUAUCGAUGGCGUAUCGAAGAUCCUUGAUGAGACAGGUCGAGAAUUAGAAAAGGGGGCUGAAAAAACUUAUGAAGUUUCGACCGAGGUCUCCAAUUUUGGUGAAGAAACUAGGACUAAACUCAAUGCUGCAAAGGAUGAAAUAGUGCGAGAAACAUCUGACGCAAUCACAGACGUAAGCGAAGGGAAAACAAAAAUGUUUGCUGAAGAGCCACAGAACAAAGCUGCCGAGGAAGAAAAACUCGCUCAGAACGUAUUGAAAGACGUAGCAAAAUCGGUGAAAGAUAUUCCAGAUAAAAUUGUGAUUGAUGUCCACGGAGCAAAAACAGGAAUAGAUGAAAAAGCGGCGGAAGGAAUUCAACAAACCAAAGAUGAUUUUGGGAAGCAUACCACUGACGAAAUUAUAGAGAACGUCAAGGAAUCUGACAGAAGUAGUGCUGAUCAUUCAAUUUCGACGGUAGAGCCUAACUCGUCAUUGAAACAGGAUAAGUCAAAGCAACCAGGAUUUUUCGCUGGUAUUAUGAAAGGUGCUAAGCAUGCGUUAGAAGAAGUGACCGAUGAUGUAAAAGAAUUUUGGGAUGAAGCUAAAGAAGAGGCUGAAGAAGAUGAAGAACUUAUAAAACGCAAAAGUUUAGAUGCCACAAAAAAUCUCAAACAUGAACUCGCUAGUUCUGAUCAACGUGUUCAAAUUAAUGCAGAUGGGUGUCUUGAUUUUAAAGAACUAGAAACUGUUUCACUGAAACAAGAAAAAGAAGGAAAGGUCAAAACGGAGAAACAAAAGAGCAGUGGUCCAAUCUUCGGCAUUUUAAGACGUGACAAACAUGAAAAAGAUGACUGCGAUAAACACUCCACUGUAACUCAGGUCAUUGAAGAUAAAAUGCAGGCAGUGUCGAAAUCGACAACAUCGGGAAUAGAAAUGACUGCAAAAGAAGUCAAAGAUGAUUUAAAACCACUACAAGAGAAAGUUAUUGACAGGAGCAAGGCUGUAAAAGAAUCCAUUGAAGAAGCAAAAAAUCAAGCCGAGAGGGAUAUGAAGAAAGCAAACGAAAAAACUUCAAAUUUCUUCUCGGGAAUAAUGAAGGGUGCCAAACACGCGGUAGAAGAUGUUUCUGGCGACGUUCGUGAGUUUUGGGAUGAGAGCAAACAAUCUGCCACAGAAGAAGGAAAACUAAUCCAAGAAGAAGUGAAAGCUACUGGAAAACUGUUGGAAACAGAGAAAGAUGAAGCAUCACCAGAUUCUAUAAAAAGAGAGAGAAAAAUAGCUUCUGAAGUGUCUUCACCGUACGAGGGCACUAUUCCAACUGUUGCAGACUCCUUAUUGUCAAGUCAACCAUCUGAAAAAUCAACUCUACCAGUUCAAGACAUUCACUCAGCAACACUAGCUUUCCUAGAAGAUUCUCGAGAAACUGCGCUGCGAACCGAUGAUAGAAUGGUCAGUCCUUCUAUCGAAAGUGAAUCUUUACCGGAAGAAAAAAGUUCAAAGGCAAAAUCAAAAGGUGUAAUUUCGAGUAUGCUGAAGGGCACAAAAAAAGCCACAGAAAAAUUCUGGGAGGACACCAAACCUGAGUUUGCCCGUGAGUCUGGUAGUUACGACGUAUCUUCCCCGCAACGAAAAGCAGAUAAGAAAAGUGAUAAAGUAGACGAAGCCCAGGUAACUCUAGAAUCGUUCGGCCCAAUUGAAAGUAGUACUCAGGAAACAAAGGCAAUAACAAAAUCAGUCUCAGGCAUUCCACAAAAAAUCGAUACAGCUAAAGAAUUUGAUAGAGAAAUUAGAGUAGUAAAAACUGAAAGGUCAGUGGAACGAGAGUUAGGUGAUAGUAAUAGGAUGAGGGGUGUAGGGCACCUUGAGCCUCAUGAACGGGAAACCGUCACGACAAUAGUAACAAAGUCGUCUAUGAGGACGACAAUGUCGACCCCGCCACCCAGCCCCGACGAGCUCGGUGACAGUAGAAUUAAAGAUAUAACAGAGGAAGCUGCUAAACGGGCCCAAAGCUUGGCAGACGAAGCAAACCAACUAGAAAAAUCAGAUAUCAGUAUUGAAGAAUCUAACCAGAAGAGUAAGAUACCGAUAAGAGCAAAGGAGAAAAAGGAGAAAGAUAGGAUGGAUGAAAUUGUCACAAAAUCAAAAGUUGAAGAUGGUGAUCAAACACUCGUCAGACAAUCAGUUGUAACAGAAAGAUUGGAAGGUGAUAAUGGUGAGACGUCUAUCGUGACGAGAACAGUGACAUCGAUAGUAUCAGAGAGUUCCGUGUCUUUGAGCCAAGCUGACAUUGACAAAAUCAUGGAAUCAAGAACUUUUGCAGAUCCAAUAAAUAGUAUUACAGAAACAAGCACAAGAAUGAUAACCGAACGAAUACCAAAAUCAACCUCGAAAGAAGACAGCGGUGCAUGUACAAGUGUCAAAGAAACGGUAAGAUCUAUUAGCACCAAAAGCUCCUGGGAAUCUUCAUCGCGAUCCCACGAUAAGGACAAUUGGGAUCAGGUGCAAUGCUCAUUAGACACAUCUCCAGGCUCCGUCGAUAUCGCCUUCACAAAGAAUGGUGAUUCACGUCACGAACUGCCAAGUGACAGUGACAGUGAUGGCUCACCCCGAGCUCGCAGACGAUCAUUAAGCAAAAGACGAACACUGGGCAGCUCAAGUGGAUCGGAUGUUGCUCUCCACGAAGGUGCUGAACUAUCACCUUUAGAGGACGACCAAGAAUCUGACUUUAUGCAACAGAGCGAACCAUCUUAUGUCGAGACGACAACGACGGAAAUUGACCCAGUAACAAAUGAAAGAAUAACAAGAACGACACGAGUACUAGCAUCAUCAACAACUGGAGGGGCAGCUGGAUCAGACGAACUCCGAGAAUCGAUGCAAAAGAUUGUUGACCAAUUUAUGACAGAGGAAAGAAGAGGGCAGUAAAUAUAAUGAAAGCAAAAUGAACUAAGUAAAUUGAAGAUUAUUUUGCGAAAUUGGAGUAGCCAAGGAGUAUGAAUUCCUUGCAAUAGAUUCAAAUUUCUGAUGUUAAUCAGUAUUUUGUAAAUUUGUGUUUGCCAUUUUAAAAGUGCAUGUGCGUAAAAAUUAUGGCCUAGGCUUCCGUAUUUUUCGAAUCCAUGGUAUAUUUUUAGUUAAAAUUUCAAGUUCGGAGGCUUUUUGGAGUUACAUUCAAAUAAUUGAUAUUUGAAUAAAUAAUUGUGAACCAGUAUGACUAGUUUUUCACUAGUCAUUACUACGCAAGACCAUUCAAGUAAUGUAAACAAGAAAAAUGGUCUGUUCUUCUAUUUGCUUUGUACUUUAUAUCCUGAAUUCCCUAUCAAGCAUAUCCAACGAAUGCCUGAAAUACACAGAAACGAUGUAAUACUUUGAAUUAUCCUUCGCUUUAUCGAAAUAACUUACUGUGCAGCGAACUGUCCGCAUCUGCACGAAAGAAAAUGAAUACAUCGCUUGGUAAAUAUGAAAAAUGAUAAUGUUUUUUCAAAGUAACUCUUAAGCUUCGAGCUUGCAUAUUGCAAUACAAGAAGAAGAAACAAUCCGCUUCACUGCUAUGUCAAAAGGAUCAGAAUGAAAUUUUCCAUCGCAUCAAUAUAAACAUGAAUUUAAGAAUGACAAUGAAACUUGUAUAGUCACAUGCAAGCAAAAAUAAUACAAUGUAAAUUAUUUCUUAUUCGAUGACAAUUUUCUCAUGUGAAUUUUCAAUUAAAUUGUAUAUUAUCAUUAUUUUCUUAUCUUAAUAUGGUAUAAAUGCGUAAUUAUUAUAUACCUAUGAUCAUGCAUAACAGAAUGUAGACGAUUAUUUUAUUUAUGCAAAGAUGAUAUUGAUCAUAGUGAAAAUGUUAUUGGAUGGAAAUUCAGUAUUUUCAAUCAUGCUUCAUUCUCACAUUUGUUAGUGAGGAAAUGAAAAAUAGAGAAGAUAACACUAUAUUGACAGGAAAAAUUACUGGGAAGUAUCUCCAAUAGCUGAAUUCAUGAAACAGUAAAGCUGAAAUAAUAUAAAGACUCACGUUUAGGCUAUCGCAAAGAUUAGCUUUCGUUGUCAUAAUAAUUGGAAAGAUUGAAUUAUGGAAAGUUUCUAGACUAUAUUUGAGAUCCAUAUUUAAAUGAUUAGGAAAAUCAUUGAUGGGAAAUAUGAGGAUUGUAAUAAAUUAAGAUAAAUGGAGAAAAAAAUCUGUUCUAGAUUGAGAAUAUUCUAUUAAUAAUAUAUAAUAUAUUGUAUUUGAUGAAAUAUGACUGCACAUUCAAGAUUUAUAAAUUAUUGUACCUAUGUCUCAACAAAUUGCAUUCAAUAGACUUUGCCUAGAGCCCAAUUAACCUAAGGACCAAAGGCACAAUCAUAACUCCUAUCAUUUCAAUUAUGCGUAUUCAUUAAUUUCGGUGGUUUUAUGUCUACGGAGAUGGUGGUAUUUGUGGAAGACUUGUAGAAAAAUCUGCAUUUUUUAUUUCUCUGCAGUGCUUCUCACCAUUUCCACUCUGAGAAUUGGCAUUGCAUUUUUUGCAAAUUCAAAAACUGUUGUCCGGGCUGUGGCGAUAGCAAUUUUUUCUCUCGUGCGAUUUUAAUGUCUCACGGGUAAAAGUUCCAUCGCUACAGCUCAGUAAUACAUUAUUUACCAUUGAUUUUUGUAGGUAAGUUCAAUUCUGUUAAUGUUUAAUUAUUUCAAAUCAUUUGUUUUAUAAGUUUCAAUCAAGAGACAAGAUGUAUUUUAUCGUAACCAAAUGGAUAAGGAAAUAAAGGCGGGCAGACAAUUAAAGUAA
This is a messenger RNA of Fopius arisanus, 21714 nucleotides long. RefSeq names its product ankyrin-3. The coding region runs from base 487 to 19887 and encodes 6466 amino acids. The transcript is spliced from 27 exons. The record is from RefSeq and is a predicted model, not a curated record. Gene Ontology annotation, cellular component: extracellular region; cytoplasm. NCBI's taxonomy places the organism in Eukaryota, Metazoa, Arthropoda, Insecta, Hymenoptera, Braconidae. Gene Ontology annotation, molecular function: lipid binding; protein binding. Gene Ontology annotation, biological process: lipoprotein metabolic process; signal transduction; lipid transport.